GGUGUGUGAGGGUGAGCACCCCUGUGAGGACAGGACAGCUUUCCCAAUCGCUCCUUCGUCCAAAAUGCGGAGCCUGAAAUACCAAACCCAGGCUUGGCAGCAUCAUUACCCACUGAACCGUGGGCAGAAACUGCCAAGUCUAAGAGGAGAGGAGGCUCCUCGUGUUUAGUUUUCAGCAACUACUUUGAGGAGGUGACAAUUCAUUAACAGGAACAGUGGUGUAGAUGGGAACCAGCAGUCCUGUCCCCUGGUUAAUGAGAAAUGAACGGGUUUUCACAGAGUAGAGGUCACGGGUGUCCUCUUGAUUAGAGUAGGAGCAAUAUGCUCAAGACUUCAGACAAAAGAACAUGAGAUGAGACAGUCAGAAUGUUGCUGGCUCAUUGUGGUAGGCUUCCCAUUUUUCUGUCCCUGUGGAAAAGGAAGAUCCCUGGCUGAACAACAACAACAUCCUGUGGGUUUUAGGAACCUAUGGAGUUCGAAGAUGUGUCACUUACAUUUACCGAGGAAGAGUGGGCACAGCUGGACCACGAACAGAAAUGCCUCUACAAGGAAAUCAUGCUGGAGAACUACAAUAACGUGAUUUCAGUAGAACAUCACUUUUCCAAGCCAAAUGUGAUAUCUCAGUUAGAAGAAGUAGAAGACUUCUGGCCAGUGGAGAGAGAAAGUCCUCAAGAGACCUUUCCAGGAUCUUCUGAGCCUUCUCUAGAUGAUGGAAUAAAAUCCUCUCCUGAUGAGAAUCCCUUGAUGAAGAUCAAGGUUGUUGAGGUCCUUACACUGAACAAGGAUGUGGCUGGUCCCCGGAAUGCUCUUAUUCAAUCCCUCUAUAGUGAAAGUGGAGAAGACCUGAGCCCUGAUGACCUCAAGUCAGUUCAACAACCAGGCACGCAUUUGACUGACAGUGAAGUCGCUCACCAGAAGUUCCGCCAUUUCCAGUAUGAAGAGUCAGAUGAUCCCCAGCAAGCAGUGUCUCAGCUUCGGGAGCUGUGUCACCGGUGGCUGCAGCCCAAUAUACAUUCAAAGAACUGGAUCCUGGAGUUGCUGGUGCUUGAGCAGUUCCUGAGUGCGCUGCCUGAGAAGUUGCGGGUGUGGGUAGAAUCACACCACCCAGAGGACUGCCAGGCAGCCGUGGCCCUGGUGGAGAAUGUAACCUCGGUGUCUAAGGAAGGUGCUCUGCCUGCUUGCCAUAAGGAGGCCACUGAUCGACUGAAAGAGAAAAACAAGGACAUGGCCACCUUACCAGUUACUGUACCACCUGAGGAGCCAGUGACCUUCCAGGAUGUGGCUGUGGACUUCAGUCAGGAUGAGUGGCAGCUACUAGGUCGGAUGCAGAAGACUGAGUAUCGUGAUGUGAUGCUGGAGACCUUGGGCAACUUGGUCUCUGUGGGGUGGAAGCCUACAUCGGGAAAACAAGAGUUAACUCAGGAAUCUUCCAGUUCUGUGCUAGAACCAAUUUGCGUCCCAAAAUCAAAACAUUUCUCAAGGAAUGAUACCAAAUUUACUGUCUCUGAAUGUAUCUCAGAAGAUGAGGUCCAAGGAAUCCAUACCAUAAAAUCAAGUCAGGUGGAAACUGUACAGGAAACAGGCCUCCUUCACGACCUCUCUGAAAGCUCCACAUCUCAGGGGCAAAGUAAGCUGCGCACAAGCCAGCGCUCAGUUGAUGCAGUUCUUUUUAGAAAGCACUUGAAUGUGAAAAUUAACCAGAAGGGCUUUGGAAAGAGGAAAGCCAAGGAAAAAAACACUUCCAUUCCACGAGACUCACCCAUAAGAAAUAAGCAGAAGGACUAUGACGGGUGGCAAAUCAGAGAUGACAGCAAUUCCAGGGUACAUGGUUCUAUACAAAACCACGAACAGGGUUCUGAGCAGAGUGAAGCUAGGGACAGCAAAGAUGCCAUUAUACUUCUAGAACCUGCAAAAAUUAACCAAAAAGCCACUGGCUCUGAAAGGGGUAAAGUCAGGGACAAUAACAAUGUCACGACACUGGAUGCAAAUGUAAAGAUUCACAAGAAAGUUCCUAGAAGGGAUAAAAGUGGGGAAAGCAGCAAUGCCCUGGCACAAGGUUCAUCUAUACCGAAUCACCUGAUGGGGGCUGAGGUAGGAAGAUCCAGGGACAGGAACUGUUCCUUGACACAGGCUUCACCUGUAAGAAUUCUCCAGAAAGGCUGUGUGGGUGGUAAAGUCCAGGGAAGGAGGAAUUCCUUGAAACAUGGAAGAGCUAACCAGAAGGGUUCUAACUCUAGUGGGAGAGUUGAGGAAAUUAGUACUUCCUUAAAGCACACUCCCUAUAUAAAAAUUCGCCCAAAGGCCUCGGAAAGAGGGAAAGGCAGUGAAAUGAACACUUCCAUUAAAUACAGUCCCCACAGGGGUCCCGAAGGGGCCACUGCAAGGAAAGCCAACAAUUGCAACAAAGCCACCAGCCAGCAAUCUCGGCAGAUAUUUUUUAUAAAAAUUCACAAGGGGAGCCAAGUUUGCCGCUGCAGUGAAUGUGGUAAACUGUUCCAGAAUGCUAGGUAUUUCUCGGUCCAUAAAAAGAUCCACACGGGAGAGAAGCCUUACAUGUGUACCGUCUGCGGUAAAGCUUUUGUUCAGAGCUCCUCCCUCACCCAGCAUUAUAGAAUUCACAGUGGAGAGAGACCAUUUGAGUGUUCAGAGUGUGGGAGGGCCUUCAAUGACCGUUCAGCCAUCGCUCAGCACCUGAGAACUCAUACUGGGGCUAGACCCUACCAUUGCCAGAACUGUGGGAAAGCCUUCCGCCAGAGCUCACACCUCACCAGGCAUCAGAGAACUCACACAGGGGAGCGCCCGUAUGUGUGCACCAAGUGUGGGAAGGCUUUCACCCAGAGUUCACACCUUGUUGGGCAUCAGAAAACACACAGGAUAAACUUCAAGAAGCAGACCAAAUCGCAGUCCUAGUGCCUUUCAAACCACUGCCUUUUCAGCUUUGGGAUGCACUCUACAGACUAAGUAAGGACAUCCCACACCUGAAGGACAGCUCAGGACACUGCCCAGCAAGCAGGAGUGAAACUGUCAGGGAGUUUUGGUUUUUUGUUUUUGUUUUUGUUUUUGUUUUUGUUUUGCUUUUUCGAGACAGGGUUUCUCUGUGGCUUUGGAGGCUGUCCUGCUCUUGUAGACCAGGUUGGUCUGGAAUUCACAGAGAUGUGGCUGCCUCUGCCUCCCGAGUGCUAGGUUUAAAGGCAUGUGCCACCAACGCCCGGCCAGGGAGUUCUUAAUUAGUUCAUUUAGUCACUAAAAUACAAAAGCUGAAAGUGGUCCUAAGUUUAAAAAGACAAUUACCAAAAACUGCACUGAUAAUUAUACACAGGGUCGUGUGUGUCAAAAUCCAAAAGAAUGUGUAGAUUAUUAAAUAAACUAAUUGGUUUGAAAUGUG
Molecule: messenger RNA, 3385 nt
Organism: Cricetulus griseus (Chinese hamster)
Lineage: Eukaryota; Metazoa; Chordata; Mammalia; Rodentia; Cricetidae
Source: RefSeq, a predicted model, not a curated record